Molecule: messenger RNA, 3027 nt
Organism: Symbiodinium natans
Lineage: Eukaryota; Dinophyceae; Suessiales; Symbiodiniaceae
Source: the annotation of a GenBank genome assembly
AUGACGGUCAUCGAGCGCGUGUUGGAGAACUUCUUCGAGAAGGUGGGCCGAGUUGUUGGCACCCACCCGGUGAAGAGCCUUGUGUGCAGCGUGGUCUUUGUGGUUGCGUGCUGCACGGGCUUCAUGUUCCUCACGAACGAAACGCGCCCAGAGAAGCAGUGGGUCCCUGCUGGGGCUGUGGCCCUCGACCACAACGACUACGUCUCCCAAACCUAUCCUGGCAACUCCCGCUUCAACCUUUUCUCGGUGACCUGCAACGAUGUUGACCUCGACAACUGCAACAUCCUGGACCCCAAGUACCUGCAGCGAUUCCAUGAGAUCAAUGAGAAGAUCCUGAACAUCACCAUCGACGGUGACGAGAUCGUGGCGGAUCUGGAUACCAGGCACAAGCGCGGCGAGGGCGACUACCGUCCCUGGACCCAGUAUGCUGGCGACUGGAGCUUCAGCGGCAGGGCGGCGCGCGUGAAUGGAAGCACCGUCUUCACCGGGCGCAAGUGCUUCGCGUUCGGCCCCUUCUGUGGGAAGCAGAACAUCCUGGAUGUGUUCCGGAGCGAUGACCACAUCAUCUCGACCCUGACGACCGAGAACGUGAAGCUGGCCGUGAACGAAUGGGAGGAUCAGGAGAACUUCUGCCCGCUCACCAUCGCGAAGCAAGGCUCCCCUUGCUUCGACGUGAACUGCCAGAGGUACGACACCACGAUGGAGCGCCAGACCUGCCGCAAUCUGGCGCGCAGCUACUGCGAUACGGAGUGCCCCACAAGGACCAUCCUCAUGCCAGAUGGUGAGGAGGCGACGGUGCCAAUUUCUUGGGACAACUGCAGGGAUCGCGGCUGCAUCCAACUUGGCGGAUUCGAGGCCGCGGCCACCAACACCUCGAACACCCAGCUGAACACGGAUCCAAACGCCACAGGCGAGGCUCCCGAAAGUGCUUUUGAGUUCCAGCCGACCAAGAUCAAGACAAUGGUUGGCGGUCUACAGCUUGACAGCAACCAGAAGUUCACUGGUGGCAAGUACCUGUCAGGAUUCUUCGCGCUGAACAAGGCCGAGCUCUACUGUCCCACGGCCGGCGUGGGCGACCCGAUCGCCGACGAGUGGGAGAGGCGUGCCCUGUGCUUCAUGGGCGUGAAUGCCGACACACGGGCGACGCCCAAGUUGGACUGCCCAGAGGAUGACUUGCUGAAGUUCAGCGGCUUGUUCCAGCGCUCGCUUGGUGACGAGUUCGGCAACGCAAUCCGUGGUGACAUCUCCAAGCUCACGGCUUCGUACGGCGUCAUCAUCUUCUACUGCGCCAUCAUGAUCGGGAAGUGCGACGCCAUCCACUCCGGCAUGUUCCUGUCCUUUGUGGCCGUGAUCAUUGUGGGGCUGACGAUUGGCAGCACACUUGGCCUCAUGGGCUUCUUCGGGGUGCCCAACGGCAACCUCAACAACAACCUCUACUUCCUGCUCCUGGGCCUGGGUGUGGACGACGCCUUCGUGCUGAGCUCCGAGUUCCAGAGGCACGCCCGGGAGGACAAGUCAAGGAGCAUCCCAGAGCGCAUCGCCGCGACGGCCCGGACGGGAGGCAUCUCCGUUCUGAUCACCUCGGCCACGGACGCCCUGGCCUUCUUGGUUGGUGCGACGACCGUGCUGCCGGCGCUGGGCUGGUUCUGCACCUAUGCCGGCGUGUCAAUCGUCCUGUGCUACACCUUCCAGCUCACCGUCUUCCUGCCAUGCUUGGCCCUGAACGCACGCCGUGUCGAAGCCAACCGCAUCGACUGCUGCUGCUGCUGCCGCGCGCCAGAACGCACCGUCGAGGACCCGCAGGGAUGCUGCUGUGGCUGCUGCCUUCCCAAAGCCGUCUUCAAGGGCGGCCAACUCUCCCGGGGCCUGAAGGGCUUCAUGACCCACGUGACCACCCCCGUGGGACAAGGGGUGACCUUCCUCCUCUUCGCCAUCCUCACGGGUAUGGGCAUCUGGGGCUCCACGAUGGCCUACAAGGACUUCAAGCUUGAGUGGUUCAUCCCGGACUCCUCCUACGUGAACGAGUUCUUCAACAUCAACUCUGAGUACUUCGCCACAGGCACGCCCAUCACGGUGAACAUGCGCGCCACGCCCGCCACCUUUGAGGCCCAGUCGAACCUCCGCGCCCUGCACGACUACCUGACCACGACCCCCCUGGUGAAUCCGGAUGUGGCAGUGGACAGCUGGUAUGAGGAGUUCAUGACGUGGGCGGUGGAACCUGGCCAGGCCGAAACUGCCGGUGCUGUCUUCACGCCGUCUCGAACCGACGCCAACGCGGUCUUCCAGGACUCUGCCGACUUCUACUCGGCGCUCUACACACGGGAUCCCGCUACCGCCGUACCCAGCGGCUGCGUGAUCACUGAUGGGCUGAAGGCAAGCCGCUUCAACGCCGAGCUGUCGCUGGCGGCCACGGACAAGGGCACCAACCGCUACGACACCAUGACCUCCAUGCGCGCGAGGUGCGACGAGCUUUACCCGGGCUCCUUCCCUUACAGCUUCGACUUCCUCUACUGGGAGGAAGUGGGCGUCAUCGACGUGGAGCUGACCCGAAACCUUCUCAUCUGUGGCGGCGUGAUCUUGGUGGUCAUCUUUGCCUUGGUGCCUGCGCCACGUAUUGCCAUCUGGGUGGUUCUCUGCGUGGGAUUGUCCAUCGUUGACACCCUUGGCUUCAUGUACUUCUGGGAUGUCACCAUCAGCGGUGUCUCUACAAUCUACCUCCUGAUUUGCGUGGGCCUCGCCGUGGAUUACGCGGCACACAUCGCCCACAUGUUCAAGGAGUCUUGCGGCAGCCCCCGGGAGCGCGCAAUCGCGGCCAUCGAGCGCAUCGGACCCUGCACGUUCAACGCCGUCCUGUCCACGCUGCUUGCCGUGGUGGUGGUGGGCUUCUCUGACAGCUACGUCUUCCGGAUCUUCUUCAAGGUGCUGUUCUUGGUGGUGACGAUUGCGGGAGCUCACGGAUUGUGGCUCUUGCCAGCCAUCCUUUCUGUUCUGGGUGGUUCCAAGGAGGCCAAGGUUGAGCCGGCUUGA